AUGGCCGCGGCAGGCACCAACGACUCCAAAUCUCCAAAGGCGCCUCCUCGCCGACCUCCAAAGACCCCCGAAGCUCGCCAGGUGCACUUUGAGACUCAGGGAAUCCUCAAGGGCCAAAACAUCACGGGAUACACGACUGCCAGCUCGCCCAGCGGAGGAUUCAACGCCAACACUGCCACCGGUUCUUCCAAGGCAGCGCCCAAGACUCCUCCUGCGGUCACCGCGAGUGAAGAUAACCAGCCCACGAGCUUCCCUGCGCUUGGUGUCGCGGCCAACAGCCAGCUGCAGUGGCAUACAAGUGCCAACCCUACGCAGAGCCUCCGCCACCAGCUGCCGACCGGUCCCGGUGGUUUCAUCUCCCCUCCCCCUCAGCAGGCGGCGUAUUUUUCUCUCCCUCAGCAACAUCAUCCUCAAAUUCAUCCCGCAUCCUACAUCAACGCGCCCGCAGGCACACACAACACAGUCACCUAUAUCGGCGUCGGACCCCCAAGCAACACCAUGGGCGAUUAUCAGAAUGCCGCUCCGCCUCCCAACGGCGUCCACUUCCAGCCUCCCGUUCCCGACACCACGUUCGGGCCCAUGCAGCAUGUUUACGUGCCUCGCUUUGAUGGGGGACUCGCUGGUGUUCAAGUCGGUCUUCCUGCUCCUGCUUCUGCUCUUGCCUCUGUCCCCGUUCCUGUUCCUGCUCAUUUUGUUUCUGCCCCCGCCCCCAUCACCACCACCGCUGCAUGCACUACCGUGGUGCUGCCAAAGACAUUUUAUCUGAAUGGCUACACCUAUUAUGCAAGUGGUCUUGUUGAAUCUUCCCCUCAUUUCUUGCUCUACCUGGACCGAGUGGUUCACCGAGCAUCGCUAGCCCAGCCAGUCGUUGGUGCCGUGGCUCCUCAGCCUGGUAUCCAUGCUAGCUAUGUCGUUCAUCAGCAGCCCUACCUCGUCCAGCAGCCGGCCAUGGGUCAGCAGCAGCCUAUCCUCGUGCAUGGCCACCAGCAGCACUAUGUGCCCCAGGUCCAGCACGUUGCAGGCGCCGUCCCAGCGGUCGGCAUGGCGGGUGGGGUUGCUGCCAUGCCCGGCGCAGUCCCCAUCAUUGCAGGUAAUUCUGGCCACAUCCCCGAUGUCACUGGUAUCGGCCGCACUGCUGGCGAGGAGCAGCUCCGCCAGAUCCAGUUCGCGCACGAGAACAGGCUCUACGAGCCCCAGGACUUCAAGCCCGCUGAUGAUGACCCUUCCCGUUUCUACUAUGUUCGUGAGGUUGACGGCAACUGGACCCAGCGCAACCGAUUUACCAUUGAUCACAUGGGUGAUUGCCGCUGGUACGUGACCGACGAGGGUUGGUUCUAUGCCGUUCGCCUGCCUAGCUAG
Molecule: messenger RNA, 1359 nt
Organism: Fusarium falciforme
Lineage: Eukaryota; Fungi; Ascomycota; Sordariomycetes; Hypocreales; Nectriaceae
Exons: 2
Coding region: 1-1359 (452 amino acids)
Source: RefSeq, a predicted model, not a curated record